This is a messenger RNA of Clupea harengus (Atlantic herring), 2132 nucleotides long. It is a transcript of the gene ppp1r11, whose product is annotated as protein phosphatase 1, regulatory (inhibitor) subunit 11. Lineage: Eukaryota; Metazoa; Chordata; Actinopteri; Clupeiformes; Clupeidae. Gene Ontology annotation, molecular function: protein serine/threonine phosphatase inhibitor activity; protein phosphatase 1 binding. Gene Ontology annotation, cellular component: nucleus. The record is from RefSeq and is a predicted model, not a curated record.
UACACGGAAGUGGUCCGUCUGUGUAAACUGUUCGAUCAACCGCAAAUUAAGCGCAUAAACAAUCAACUCAUGCAGUACAGCUGCUUCGACGCACUGAUUUCGUGAGACGAUACUGUAGCGGUAGUAAAUGGUUGGAAGUGCGUGAAACAGCCAGGUUUAAAUAUUUUUAAACAUUUCUGAUAACGGAACACGUUUCAGUAGCUAACUGAUUUGAAAGAGAGAACCUACGUUAGCUGGCUAACGGUAGCAGCCAUGGCGGAGGUCCCAGGUACUUCUAGUGAAACGAUAACGGAGACAGUAACGAUCAACACACCGCCACCGCCCCAGCAGGAGGGUCGAAGUCUGACCAUAAAGCUUAGAAAGCGGAAAACGGAGAAGAAGGUGGAAUGGUCCAGCGACACGGUUGAUAACGAACACCUGGGCAGGAGAUCAUCGAAAUGUUGCUGUGUAUAUGAGAAGCCGCGCCAAUUUGGCGAGUCGUCCACAGAGAGUGAAGGGGAGGAUGAUGAUGGGUGCGGGAGUGCACACUGCAUCAUGGGCCAUGGGAGCCGGCACAGACCGGGUGAAGGUGGCGGCGGCGGCGGUGGGGGCACAGCGCCCCCUAGCUCUGGAGGUCCAAACACCCACUGAUGCAUGUCAGUGUAGCUGGUGGCCAACUGGUGGGGAUUGCAGUCUGUGACCGUCAUAGAGAUAGCUCUACUCACCCCUCAUUGCACUCAGUCACUGCGUUCCCUGGAGAGAAUGAGAAUCUCACACACAGACACAGGCUCUGAUGCUAGAGAACCAAACAUCUUCACAAUCAUAACGCUUUGGAUGUAUGUGGCAGUAAGGGUGGGGUUAAAUAAUUGUACAUAUACAUCAGUUUGACCUCUUUUUACAUAGUUGAAUUCCCCUUUAUUAUUUAUUUGUUUGUGUUUAAUAUUAGCCUUAAGUAGAGUGUAUUUCAUAAGAAGGCACCCUCGAUGGGAUAGUCUCCAUGCUGAGCACCUUUGCGCUUCAAGAGGUUUUGGUUGUUUAUGUCUUCUGGCUAAAUGACGUUAGCACUGUGCUUGUCCAGUGGCUUACUCCUAACACCAUAUCACUAUACAAUUCAAUAUGACCAAAUUAGAGAUAACUAUACUUAAACAUUACUACUCUAGACCAGACUGAGUAACUCGAGACCCUGAAGAGGUGACCAUAUUUGUGAAUUCCCCAACAGCUCUGCAAGAACACAAGCCAUGGCAACUUGCUGCAGACUCCACAUAGUUCUGACAAUCUGUGUGCUUGAACGAGUGUGGCCUAGCUUAUGGUUAAGUGUGUUUAAAGGUGCGUGCUGCACCUGCUGUGAAUAUGUAAAAGUUUGAUUCCUAAAACACUCAUCUGUAAUCCGAUGAGGCUUCCCCCCAAGAAAGCAGAGAAGAGCCCGAACAGCUGUCAUCAAAAAGUCGACUUGCUAAACAGUGCUGAUCUGGGCACAUUUUCAUUCCUUUCAAGACGAGUUGGGAUAGUGAGACAGAAGCCAUACAAAGAAUUCAGCGAUUAGACGUGACUGUUUUCUCAUAUGGGCAGACGGUGACUCAGGUGGGCCCACCUCCCUUCGACUCUUCCUCAGCUCACACACAUUCACAAAGCAUAUCACACCCACUUGCACACCACAGCUUCAAAAACAAAAGUCUUAAAAAAAAAAAAAUCUCUCUCAGACCGAACCAGAGCUCAUCUCAAGCACAUCACGUGAAAUUCGAAACCCUACGGUCCAAGAGCACUGCUAAGCUGAGUUCUUGGCCAAGGAGUAAGCCACGUGCAUGUUGCUGUGGGUGCGCCCCUGCUCUGCACCAGACACAGCAUCGGAGUGUGAGUCAGUGUGCGUGUGUGUGUAUGAGGGUGGGUGCAUGGCUAAUCACUGUCUGAAAAGGCGUGUUUGUGAUAAAUGAUGUCUCCAGUCCAGCUUUGGCUGGACCUCUGCCUCCUGGUCAUCUGUGUUACACAUCUGACUGCUUAGCCUCACAAUGCAGGAUUAUCCUACCAGUAUAUGCCACCAUUUUCUACAAUAAAACCUUCAGUAUGUAUGUUACUUAACUGAUGAUGCACAUGUGUGUAUAUAAUGAAAAAAAAAACAUAACAGAGUUAAUGUGAAUAAAGAGGUUUGACCCGUG